AUGGUAUUCUCUUUAGUGAAGAACCUUCUCAGGCCUUGCGCAGUGAACACUCUAUUUUCUCCACCGGUCCGAGUUAAGUCAAAGACGUCGCCUAUUCCCAUUCUACGAUUCGCAAGCACCAGAAUCCAGCUUAGAGACUAUCAAGAAGAAUGCAUUCAGUCAGUCUUACAGUCUCUGAAGGAAGGGCAUAAAAGACUCGGUAUUUCUUUGGCGACUGGCAGUGGGAAAACAGUUAUCUUCACUCAAUUAAUUGAGAGAAUACAACCGAGACCAGGGCUUGCCACGCAAACUUUGAUUCUUGCACAUAGGAGAGAGCUCGUGGAGCAGGCCGCGAGGCAUUGCACCAAUGCCUACCCUGGAAAGUCAGUUGAGAUUGAGAUGGGCUCUUUGCAUGCCUCUGGCACGGCAGACAUAACCAUUGCCAGCCUUCAAAGCAUCACGUCCGGAGACAGGUUAAGAAAAUUCGACCGACGAAGAUUUAAGCUUGUACUUGUAGAUGAGGCCCAUCAUAUUGUUGCCCCCGGCUACAUGAGAGUCCUUCGCCAUUUCGGACUCGACACCAAAAGAGUCGAUUCGCCCUCCCUGGUCGGCGUAUCGGCAACGUUCUCACGAUUUGAUGGUCUCAAACUUGGUGCUGCCAUUGACGAGAUAGUCUACCACAAGGACUACGUCGAUAUGAUCGGCGACAAAUGGUUAUCUGAUGUGAUGUUCACCACCGUCGAGUCCACUGCCGACAUAUCCAGGGUUAGAAGCGGUGUCAACGGUGACUUCCAGCCGGGAGAUUUGUCACGGGCCGUUAAUACUGACCAAGUCAAUGAGAUUACCGUGCGAAGUUGGCUGGCAAGGGCACCCGACCGAAAGUCAACGCUCGUCUUCUGCGUCGAUCUUGCCCAUGUUGCUGGGCUGACACAAACGUUCCGAAAGCACGGGUUUGACGCAAGAUUCGUGACGGGUGACACGCCAAAGGUAGAACGAGGGGCAAUCCUAGAAGCAUUUCGAAAUGGGGAGUUUCCCGUACUUGUGAACUGCGGAGUAUUUACAGAGGGUACAGAUAUCCCAAAUAUUGACUGCGUUAUCCUCGCCCGACCAACGCGAUCCCGGAACCUCUUAGUACAGAUGAUCGGCAGAGGCAUGAGAUUACACGAAGGAAAAUCGGACUGUCAUGUAAUUGAUAUGGUCUCUAGCUUGGAAACCGGGAUUGUCACUACGCCGACGCUUUUUGGCCUUGAUCCAGGAGAGAUCGUUGAGAAAGCAUCGACAGCAGACCUACACAGGACUAGGGAACGGACAGAGGCAGAGAGGCUUCGUCAACAGCAUGCCUACAAUGACUCUCCGAGUUCACAGACUCCUGCUUCCACAGGUUCGGUUACUUUCACUGACUACAGCUCAGUGUUUGACCUCAUUGAGGAUACAUCAGGGGAAAAGCAUAUUCGUGCCAUGAGCCAGUACGCCUGGGUCCAAGUCGGCGUGGAUAAAUAUGUUCUUUGUGCGCCUAAUGGAUCCUAUAUUCGGCUGUUCAAGCAGGAAGCGGAGGUUGGGAAAGACCAACCAGUUUGGCAUGCUGUUGAGGUUAGGGCCCUGCCUCCUGGUGUAGCCAAGUCACCCUAUGCAGCCCCUAGAGAGCUCUUGAAGGCAUCAACAUUCGCAGACGCCGUGCACGGAAGCGACAAGUAUGCUUCCGAGACGUUUCCUCAUAUUUUCAUCCACCGAUAUCAGCGUUGGCGAAAGGGACCACCAACUCAGGGACAACUCGAUUUCCUGAAUAAGCUGCGGCCAAAGGAAGAACCCUUGACUGCCAACGAUGUCGACAAGGGAAAGGCAACGGACAUGAUCACCAAGAUCAAACAUGGAGCCAAAGGAAGAUUUGCUGGCAUAAUGACGGAGAAGCGCCGAAUACAGCGUCACAGUCACAAGAAAGCACAGCAGGAGGCGCGGGCUCAGCAGGAAAGAGUUUCAGUCGGCCCCCUUGCGUCAUGA
Colletotrichum truncatum is the source of this 1977-nucleotide messenger RNA. RefSeq names its product DEAD/DEAH box helicase. Gene Ontology annotation, molecular function: hydrolase activity; DNA binding; ATP binding. The record is from RefSeq and is a predicted model, not a curated record. Lineage: Eukaryota; Fungi; Ascomycota; Sordariomycetes; Glomerellales; Glomerellaceae.